GAGAGGGGGAAAGAGAUGUCGGGACGCGGGAAGGGAGGGAAGGGUUUGGGGAAGGGCGGGGCGAAGCGGCAUCGGAAGGUGCUGCGGGACAACAUUCAGGGGAUCACGAAGCCGGCGAUCCGGCGGCUGGCCCGGCGGGGUGGGGUGAAGCGCAUCUCGGGGCUCAUCUACGAGGAGACCCGCGGCGUGCUCAAGAUCUUCCUGGAGAACGUCAUCCGCGACGCCGUCACCUACACGGAGCACGCCCGCCGCAAGACCGUCACCGCCAUGGACGUCGUCUACGCCCUCAAGCGCCAGGGCCGCACCCUUUACGGCUUCGGCGGAUAGGCGCCGGCCCUCCUCGCUCUGCCUAGAGGAAGAAAGAGAUAGCGCGUUGGAUUAGGGCUUGAUUUCCUCUUCUUCCUCAUUUCUGCUUUGGUUUGAUGGAGAUGUCGAACGAAAUGCUCCGCGCUUGUGGGUGAUUGUAAACUUGUAGUCUUUCGUAGAAUUGUCGAUCACAGCCGUUGGUUUUCA
Messenger RNA from Musa acuminata AAA Group (dessert banana), 513 nucleotides. Its product is annotated as histone H4. The record is from RefSeq and is a predicted model, not a curated record. Gene Ontology annotation, cellular component: nucleosome. The transcript has a single exon. Lineage: Eukaryota; Viridiplantae; Streptophyta; Magnoliopsida; Zingiberales; Musaceae. Gene Ontology annotation, molecular function: structural constituent of chromatin; protein heterodimerization activity; DNA binding. Bases 16 to 327 code for a protein of 103 amino acids. Gene Ontology annotation, biological process: nucleosome assembly.